GACAGCUCUGCCCGGGGAGCGGGGACAGCCGGCGCUUCACUCGCUCAGCCUCUUUGCCAUCACCGCCCCUGUGCUGGGAGCACAGACGGGAAUCCCGGUGGGUGAACACUAACGCGGUAGGGAGCCGAGGCAGGGAGGUCUAGAGCAGAUACCAGGAGAGGUUUUACAGGCAGAGAGAGGGUGGUGGAGCUGUGGAACAGGCUCCCCAGGGAUGUGGUCACAGCACCUGUCUGAGUUCAACAAACAUUUGGACAAUGCUCUCGGGCACAUAGUGGGGUUCUUGGGGUGUCCUGCAUAGGGCCAGGAGUGGGACUCAGUGGGGGUUAUGGGACAGAGAGAAGAGCUAGGUGUGGGAGUGGGGCUGGCAUGGGAACUGUGGGGCCACUGGGCUGUGCUGGGAAGAGGCCAGUGAGGGGUGGAUGGAUGUUGCACAAGCUGAUCCCUCAUUCCUUGGGAAUGCUGCGGUGCUUCCCGGGCUGUCAUCACCCGGUGAGAACACACUGUGGGCAGCAUGGCAAGGCCACCAUCUCCAUGGGGCUCCUUCCCAAGGGCAGGCCAGCAGCCGUGCUUUGGGGCUCACUGUACCCACGGGGCCCCAAAAACGCUGUGGGGCCUGCUCUGCACUUCCUCUGUCACCGGAAACAAGCCGUGCACCAAUGUGUCCCUGUCACCGUGCCUUGUCUUCAGAGCCACCUGGGCUCGGUGCUACCAGCCCGUGCUGGCCCACAGGAGUGUCGUGACUCUCCCCACACCACCUGGGGCUGUCUGAGGUGGGCAUGGUGCUGCCAGCCGGGGCUGCUUCAGCCGGCUGCUCGGGCUGGAGAUGGAGCCCAGCCUGCUGAGAAGGUCUGGCAGGGCACUGGGAGCCAGCUGGGACUACCCUGCAAGCUGGGCCUUUGGGAUGAAACUCUUUUCCUGGUAGAGUUUGCAAUGAGCCCUGAGUGCUGGCUUGAUCUGUCAAGAGAAUUUAUCCUAAACCCUCACUCCUUUUGGGUUUGAUCCACGGCAAUUUGUGCCGUCCUGAUAAGCGCGCACAAACAAAGUUGUCCUGUUGGUCCCAGAGCCAGCUGGUCCCCAGGCAGGAGCCAAGCUGAGCCCCUGUGGCCACGCACACCCACCCCACGGCUGUGUGGAGGGGCUGGGGGUCCCCCUGGCCUUGCAGGCAGGGCAGAAAGCCCCAGCCCUGCUCAGCUCACAGAGAAGGGGCUGCGGAAGCGCUGCCUUAUCUGCCCAUGCCACACAUGGCUUCACCCUGCGCUCUCCUUCCUGCUGCCCCCACCAGGGAGGAAGUGUGGAAGCCUUCUUCUGCUCAAGAUGAGACAUCAAAGAAAACUCUGAUGUUCAACUGAUAUUUCAGAGUUUCUUUUGCCUCUGCUUAGAGGAAGGUGUUUUUGCCAAGGGUGAUCACCCAAGGGUCAUUAAUACCUUCCUGUAGCUGUAGCUCCCAGCAGAGUCACAGCAUUGUACCCUGGAUACUGCACUUCCUCCAGCAGCUGGAGCAGUUGUUGCUCCCCUGCUUCACAUGGUUCACCCAGAAUGCUGGAGCAGAGGAGCAGCCACCAGACACCUCCAUGGUCCUGGUGUGACCGGUCAGGGACUGCCCACAGCACUGCUGGACACCUUCCCAAACGGUUGGGCUGCACUCAGCAGGAGUGGGGUCUGGCCAGCAGCAGCAGGGUGGGGCUGGAGGUGCUGGCAGUGGGGGACAGCAGGAUGGCCGGCGGGGUGACAGCUCCUGUGUCCCCACAGGUGUGUGGAGGCCCUGCUGGUGUACUGCUGGUCAGGGAGGGAGGAGGAGCCCUACGUCACCAUCACCCGCAAGCGGCGGCUGCAGAAGGGCUACGAGGUGGAGAUGGAGCAGGAGGUGGGGCACUCGGAGCGCAGGCUGGCCACGCACCGCAACGCCUUCAAGCGCAUGGCGGUCAUCCAGGCCUUCCUGGGCUCCACCCCGCAGCUCACCCUGCAGCUCUACAUCAGCGUCCUGGAGAAGUACGUCCCUGUGGCCCGAGCCGUCCUCAUGGCCAUCUGCCUGGUGUCAGUCACCUACGGAGCGCUGGUCUGCAACAUCCUGGCCAUCCAGGUCAAGUACGAUGACUACAAGGUCCAGCUGCGGCCACUGGCCUUCCUGUGCAUUGUGCUGUGGCGCAGCCUGGAGAUCUCCACCCGCAUCGCCGUCCUCGUGCUCUUCAGCACCGUCUUCAAGCACUGGAUCAUCCCCAUCGCCCUGGCCAACCUCCUGGUGGUCUUCUUCCUGCCCUGGGUGCAGUUCUGGCGCAGCGGCAGCCGCCUGCCUGACAACAUCGAGAAGAACUUCAGCCGCCUGGGCACGGUGGUGGUGCUCUGUGCCUUCACCCUCCUCUACUCCAGCAUCAACAUGUUCUGCUGGUCGGCCGUGCAGCUCAAGCUGGCUGACCGGGACCUCAUCGACAAGUCGCAGAACUGGGGCCGCCUGGCCGUGUACUACGUGGCCCGGCUGGCGGAGAACACGGCCCUCGUCAUCCUCUGGUACUUCUUCAAGACUGAUGUCUAUGAGAACGUCUGCACCGCCCUGCUGGUGCUGCAGCUGCUCCUUGGCUACUGCCUGGGCAUCUACUUCAUGCUCCUCUUCUUCCAGUACCUGCACCCCUGCCGCCAGCUCUUCCGGCACAACGUCGCUGACUUCCUGCACUGCGUGUGCUGCCGCCGGCACGCGGCAGGGACCCCUCUGUGCCUCGAGGCGCCCUUCGAGCCGGGCGUCAGGCACAGCAUUGUCUGAGCGCCCGGCUCCUCCGGCCAGCUAUGGACACGGGGAUGGGCAGCGCAGGGCUGCGCCGGCAGCCGGGGGAUGCCUGUGGCACAGGCCAAGUGCCACGCUCCUGCGGUGGCAGCGGGUCCCGGUGCAUCCCCACGGUGGCAGGGGGGUGCUUGCCCGCUCAGGACCACUCAUGAACACGAAGGAGGGUUGAUUUGGAUUGGACAUAAGGAAGUUCUUUACAAUGAGAGUGGUGAGGGAUGGGCACACGUUGCCCAGAGAGAUGGUGGAUGUCCCUUUCCUGAAAACACUUGAGGCCGGGUUGGAUGGGCUCUGAGCAACCUGGCCUAGUUGAAGAUGUCCCUGCCCAUGUCUGGAGCUGAACUCGAUGGCCUUUAGAGGUCCCUCCCAACCCAAACUAUUCUACGGUUCUACAGUUCUGUGACUUACGGGGUGCCCCAAGCAGUUGCCCCUGCAGGCUGGCUGUCCCUGGGGUGCCCCCACUGCUGCUAUGGUGACAGGGUGACCUCGGGCCGUGGGUGCCACUGGGACUGUUUUAAGCAGUAAAGAAACGUUGCUGUG
Molecule: messenger RNA, 3313 nt
Organism: Cyanistes caeruleus (blue tit)
Lineage: Eukaryota; Metazoa; Chordata; Aves; Passeriformes; Paridae
Source: RefSeq, a predicted model, not a curated record